UUUCGUUUGUCUUUUACUCCACCCUCUCUUGAGUUUCCCAGUUGUUUUUGAAUGUGUCGUUAUACGACCAGCACCACACAAACGACUGCUUCUUCCAGUGCUACACUAGCCUAGGCCUAAUUGUUCUCAAAAAAAAAAAAAAAAAACACACAUACAGAAAAUGGAAAGAAGACAGCGAGAAAGGCAUAACAAAGACGAUGAGAGGCUACGUGAGACAACCAGGGACCAAAGAUGGACUCAAACCCCAGCUGAGAAAAAUCCACAAUCCUCCAAUGUCUCUCAACUCAACCAUGCCCAGCAGACACCAUGUAAUGACCAGAAUCAGGAGCCAGGAAGAGGAAUGGGGAGAACUUCACUGUUGUCUGACUCCUCCACAUCAACAGACCCCUCAGACACUGAACUGAGACUGGUGUUGGUAGGCAGAAGAGGGGCAGGCAAAAGUGCAACAGGAAACACCAUAUUGGGUAGAAAGCAUUUCCGCUCACAGCUCAGUGCAAGCUUAGUGACCAGAGCAUGUGAGAGAGUGCGUGCCACUGUGCGAGGCAGAAAUCUGAUGGUGGUGGACACACCCAGUUUCUCCAACACAGUGCUAUCCCAGGAUGCCAUUGAACAGAAGUGCAGAGAUGUCGAGCUGUGUUCACCCGGUCCUCAUGCAGUCCUGCUGAUCGCUCCUCUGGGGGCUCUCACAGAAGAGGAACGCCAGGCCAUCGACACAAUCCAGCAACUCUUCAGUAAUGAAGUACCCAGUUGCACCAUACUUGUCUUCACCCAUGCUGACAUGCUGAGGGGAGAGUCCAUCAAAGAUUUCAUUUCCAGACAGAGUCAGAGCAUCCAGGGGCUGGUAGGGAGGUUCAGUCACCGCUUUGUAGCCAUCAACAACAGAGACCCUAAAGAUGGAAGCCAAGUGGACCAGCUGCUGGAGAUGGUUGAGAAUCUGCGCAGACAGAGAAUGCUCAGGCCAUUGCGAAUGGUACUUGUGGGCAGAACGGGCACGGGAAAAAGUGCCACGGGAAACACCAUCCUGGGGGGAGAGUAUUUCUGCUCACAGCUCAGUGCAAGCUUAGUGACCAGAGCAUGUGAGAGAGUGCGUGCCACUGUGCGAGGCAGAAAUCUGAUGGUGGUGGACACACCCAGUUUCUCCAACACAGUGCUAUCCCAGGAUGCCAUUGAACAGGAAGUGCAGAGAUGUCGUGAGCUGUGUUCACCCGGUCCUCAUGCAGUCCUGCUGAUCGUUCCUCUGGGGCGCCUCACAGAAGAGGAACGCCAGGCCAUCGACACAAUCCAGCAACUCUUCAGUAAUGAAGUACCCAGUUGCACCAUACUUGUCUUCACCCAUGCUGACAUGCUGAGGGGAGAGUCCAUCAAAGAUUUCAUUUCCAGACAGAGUCAGAGCAUCCAGGAGCUGGUAGAGAGGUUCAGUCACCGCUUUGUAGCCAUCAACAACAGAGACCCUGAAGAUGGAAGCCAAGUGGACCAGCUGCUGGAGAUGGUUGAGAAUCUGCCAUUGCGAAUGGUACUUGUGGGCAGAACGGGCACGGGAAAAAGUGCCACGGGAAACACCAUCCUGGGGGGAGAGUAUUUCUGCUCACAGCUCAGUGCAAGCUUAGUGACCAGAGCAUGUGAGAGAGUGCGUGCCACUGUGCGAGGCAGAAAUCUGAUGGUGGUGGAACCCAGUUUCUCCAACACAGUGCUAUCCCAGGAUGCCAUUGAACAGGAAGUGCAGAGAUGUAUUGAGCUGUGUUCACCCGGUCCUCAUGCAGUCCUGCUGAUCGUUCCUCUGGGGCGCCUCACAGAAGAGGAACGCCAGGCCAUCGACACAAUCCAGCAACUCUUCAGUAAUGAAGUACCCAGUUGCACCAUACUUGUCUUCACCCAUGCUGACAUGCUGAGGGGAGAGUCCAUCAAAGAUUUCAUUUCCAGACAGAGUCAGAGCAUCCAGGAGCUGGUAGAGAGGUUCAGUCACCGCUUUGUAGCCAUCAACAACAGAGACCCUGAAGAUGGAAGCCAAGUGGACCAGCUGCUGGAGAUGGUUGAGAAUCUGCGCAGACAGAGAAUGCUGCAUCUGGCCAACUUUGCCAGGCCAUUGCGAAUGGUACUUGUGGGCAGAACGGGCACGGGGAAAAGUGCCACGGGAAACACCAUCCUGGGGGGAGAGUAUUUCCGCUCAGACCUCAGCAUGACCUCUGUGACAGAAGAAUGCCAGAGAAAGGAUGCCACUGUGCAAGGGCAGGAUCUGGUCUUGAUUGACACGCCAGGCCUGUUUGAUACAUCACUCUCCCAGGAAGUUGUGGAACGUGAGAUUGUUCGCUGCCUUACAUUUUGCUUCCCUGGGCCCCAUGUAGUACUGAUAACUGUGCGUGUCGGAGGAUCCACUGAAGAAAACUUGUGUAGCAUUGACUUGAUCGAGAAAUUAUUCCAGGAAGACAUCAGGCGCUACAUCAUUCUCAUCUUUACUCAUGCAGACCUGCUGGAUGGAACUCAAAUCCAGGACUUCAUCAGACAAGAACCGAGACUCCGGGAGCUUGUAGAGAGGUUUGAUGGUCGCUAUCUGGCCUUUAACAACAUGGAGACAGAAGACCACAGUCAGGUGUCCCAGUUGCUGGAGAUGGUUGGCAGCCUUCUGGCUUGCAAUGAGAACCAGCACUUCACCAACCGUGUCUCACUGGCGAUAGAGCGGGCUGUGGCUGAGCUGCUGUCAGAGGCUAGAUCUGCUAGGUUCCAGUACAUUUACAGAUGGUGCCAAAGUCAUCCUUUUAUCGCAGCCUCCCUUAUAUUAGGGGCAGGAGUCGGGCUGGCAAUGGGGGCUCCCUUAGUGAUGGGUGCCAUGGCCCCUGCAGCAGUUGAAGUUGGACUUGGAGUACAACUGGCUAAUCUCAUGUUAUCGGUUGGCCUGGACAGCGUUGCUAUAAAUGCCAUAAUGAUGAAGCUAGCAGCUAAUGGCAUAAUAGGUGGUGCAGUUGGGGCAACUGGGACAGGGGCAGCAGGUUUAGCAGGGACAGUUGGGGCAGUGCUUACUGCUGCUACAAAGUGUAGUAUACAGUAGUCUUGUGAUGCUAUUAUGAACACAAAUGUUUUCAUUGUGGACAUACAAAGACAAUGUACAAUAUACGAAAACAGCAAAGAGAGGACGUGGUAAUAUACAAAUUGUAUACAUAAAUAACAUUAAAAUCACAAUACAAUAUUCAUCUUCAUAUUACAAUAUUAUACUGCAUGUUAUUGGUAAAGUGUAGAACAACAUUUAGUGCAAUCAGACUUUCUUGACAUAAUGUCUCUUUAUUAUUGGAAUUUAUGAAGUAAGAUAUGUAGACUGUACACAUAAACACAUAUUGCACAUAUAUGCCCAUUGUUUUUCAGUUGUAAUAAUAUCACUAUCUCUUAAAAGCUUUCAUAAUACCUGAAGGUUAAUCAUGAAAAUGCAUGUUACAUCAUCAUUAUUCACAUAAUAUGUACACUCAAAACUGGCACAUACUUUAUGUGUUUCUAUCAGGCUAAAUAGAAAGGUGAGUCUCUUUAUAAAUGUUAUAGUCAACACCAGAGCUGUGGACACAUUGGGGAUGGCAUGUCCAUGUUCAGUACACAUCAGAGAGACAUCAUCUAAACAAGCCAUUUGGAGCCAAAUUGCAUAAAUGAAGCAUAUUACAAGAGAAAUGGUACUCAUUAAAAGACCUUGACCUUG
Molecule: messenger RNA, 3676 nt
Organism: Alosa alosa (allis shad)
Lineage: Eukaryota; Metazoa; Chordata; Actinopteri; Clupeiformes; Clupeidae
Product: GTPase IMAP family member 8-like
Molecular function (GO): ATP hydrolysis activity; GTP binding
Source: RefSeq, a predicted model, not a curated record